Messenger RNA from Fopius arisanus, 2439 nucleotides. RefSeq lists its product as uncharacterized. The record is from RefSeq and is a predicted model, not a curated record. Bases 1 to 2439 code for a protein of 812 amino acids. The transcript is spliced from 4 exons. NCBI's taxonomy places the organism in Eukaryota, Metazoa, Arthropoda, Insecta, Hymenoptera, Braconidae.
AUGCUGUCGAGGUGGAAAGAAAAAGCGGAGUCUACCGAGGAGGAAGACCGUGAAAAAGAGCUGGAGGCCCUAGUUUUACCCAGUAACGAGGAAUGGAGGUAUCAGGUGUACUAUCGUCUAGUCGAUCUCCAACGAGAAAUCGAUUCUGGACUGGAAAUCACAUUGAGGAUGGGGGAGGAAGGAGAGACCCUUGAAGAACCGAGAACCGUGAUGUUCAAGCAGAUGUCCCUGUCGAAGACUUUUGAGUGGGAACCCACUGGUUCAAGCAUGUCCUUUUGGGUGGAUGUCAAGAGACGAAGUGUAGAUCAAUUUGAUUCCUCCGUGGACACGGGAUCGAUGACAGAUGAAGUAAUCGAACCUUUGUGGAGAGUCAAUGACAUUCUAUUGGCUGCCAAAGUCCUUCAGAAAAGGUUCUUAUCGCAAGUGAUUGCGUUUACAGAUGAGGCAGAAAUGAGACGAGUAUUCGGACUGACUUACGAUGUUCUCAGAUAUAAACAAGUACUGAACCAAACUCUAGAAGACUCGGAUUUCUGGAAAAAGUACCGCACCUUCAGGAGUCGAGACAGAAUCGUCUGGUUGUUGCUGUAUGACAUGCAGGGGAGGAAGUUCUCACGGAGUCCCCAGGUGGCAAUUCAAGAAGCUCGAGACAAUGCAUUCAAGGAAGCUGGCAUCCAAGACAUAGAGGAUGCCCUCGUCGAGAGAAAAACGCGCUUGGCUGCGAGUGUUUCGCGAUUGCGAAUCGGAGGAUCUGCCCUCACCUUAGAGCACCUGCUGCCCAUCCACUUGAGGAACUCCACCGGAGUUUCCUGGACGGAUGAGAAUGCAAUAGCUUCGGGAUGGGUCAACACACUGAAGAUUCCCAAUAAAACCGAUUUCAUCAGCGAGAUGUCGAAGCUAAAUCUGAGAUUGGCCAUCAGCAACGAAGAUCUGGGGGAUGACAGUUAUAUAUUCGACCCGGUAUGCCCCAAGGUCGUGAAUUUUCGAGAGAGAACUCGGGAGAGAAUCGCCAUGUCGACGUUAGUAGAGAGAAAGAGUUUUAUUUUUUUGGAGAGAACUCUCUGUCUGGGAGCCGCUGCGCUGGUGCGUGCUGUCAACAAGGGAAAAUUGUGCGGCCCAAUAAUCCUCACACAUCCCAUUGCUCCAAGACACACGGGCUACCUCGCAGGACUUUUUGCGGAUAUCGAAGAUGCUGGCAGGCUACUAGCUUUUGGAGCAAGUCUUCAGCGAGCCGAGUACGAGAAUUAUCUGCAGGAGUUGGGCUUCACGGAGCGCGAGGUUCGAAUAUUUGCUGAGAAAUACUCGGAGGCUCCCGGUUUCUCUGAGAUGGAACGAGCUACGAUAGUCCUGGCCACUCCUCCAUGCAGCUACACAGGAAUCAGAGACAUAGUGGACCUGUCAGUAGCACGUGGAGGUGACACUGAUCUCCUAGAAUCCCUGACGACCAUUGACGACAAGUCUCAAUUGGAGAGACCGAAGCGACUCCUCGCAGAGCAGCUCUCCAGUCUGAAAUACGCUCUGAUGAGACCGAAUGUUCAACUCCUGAUUUACCAAGUGCACAGCGUUCUACCCUCAGAAACGACGGAGAUGGUGGAGCAAGUGGUCGAUUACGCCAAUGGAAUAGCAACAGACAAGUACGCAAAAGAGCAUACAAAGCGAAGAACACCGAAGGACACUAGUCCGAAAAGUGCUGGGAGAUCUUCGAGAAUUGGAAAGCAAUCGUCGAUGCAUCAGGACUCAAAAAGUCGCUCUCACGAGGAAGAGGAAGACGAGGAAAUAGCUGUUGUCACGGAUAUUCAUGUUCCCGAUAGUGAUCUGUUUGAGAUCGGUCGUAUGGCUGAUCUGAAUGUCGACGAAUCGAGUGUAACAAUCCCUGAGGAUGAGAAUGGCUGUUACCUGGGGCUGGUGAGACGCAAGGAGAUGAUGCAGUUCAAUUCCCUUUUCAUGAUCAAGGUCGCUGAGUCUCGGGGCCUCUUCGGAGAUCCCAAUACGAAGCCCAAGAGUCCAGAGCAUCCGGAGCCCCCAAAGGACGAGCCCAAGAGCCCAGGUGGUGGAAGGAAGAAGAAGAGGAAGGGAAAGAAGAGUAUCAGUUGGGGGAGGAUAACAGCUCCAACUCACGCGUUCAUAUUGAGGUCCGAUAACCGAGGCACCAGGAGAACGUCUGUUGAUGACGCCUCCAGUGGAUUCUCCUGGGGAAGGGACAGGCUGUCCUGUCCUAAGUAUAGUCAACGAAUUGCGAGGAACGAGUGCUCUCUCAGUGCUCAAGUACGAGAGACAAGGCGAACCGACGCCAGGAGAUGGUGGGAACAGUCCGCUGCUUUUCUUCUUCACGCUGCCAGAUGCAAAUCCUGUAAAUUUCGGAUUUUUCACACCGAUCCGUGGACUCGCCGGGUUUUAUAUCCCCCGAGAGUGCAGCGGAUCGUUUUCACUGGGGAAAUCUGA